Anthonomus grandis grandis is the source of this 6042-nucleotide messenger RNA. RefSeq names its product clathrin heavy chain (gene Chc). Gene Ontology annotation, molecular function: structural molecule activity; clathrin light chain binding. Bases 178 to 5253 code for a protein of 1691 amino acids. The record is from RefSeq and is a predicted model, not a curated record. Gene Ontology annotation, cellular component: clathrin coat of coated pit; cell cortex; clathrin coat of trans-Golgi network vesicle. Gene Ontology annotation, biological process: intracellular protein transport; receptor-mediated endocytosis. NCBI's taxonomy places the organism in Eukaryota, Metazoa, Arthropoda, Insecta, Coleoptera, Curculionidae. The transcript is spliced from 23 exons.
UUCAUCAUCAAAAGGUCGGCCAUGUUUGUUGGGUGUCUCGUACGGACCUGUCAAGUGAUUGAUUAGAAUUUAAAUAAAAUAAAAAAAAUACGCGUUAGUCCGCGUUACCAGAAGGUCGCAGCCCUAUAGAGGGGCUCCCCGUUUUGCCGUUUAAGUGUUUAGAAACGAGUUGGGAAAAUGGCGCAGCAACCAACACAGCUGCUCCCCAUUAAGUUCCAGGAGCACUUGCAGCUCACCAACAUCGGUAUCAAUGUGGCCAACAUCUCCUUCGCCACCCUCACCAUGGAGAGUGACAAGUUCAUCUGUGUGAGGGAAAAGGUGGGCGAAACCUCGCAGGUGGUCAUAGUCGAUAUGGCGGACAGUGCGAACCCCAUUAGGCGCCCCAUAACCGCCGAAAGUGCCAUCAUGAACCCCGCCUCCAAAGUGAUCGCUUUGAAAGGUAAAGCGGGAGUGGAAGCGCAGAAAACUCUGCAGAUUUUCAAUAUCGAGAUGAAAUCGAAGAUGAAGGCGCACACUAUGAACGACGACGUGAUUUUUUGGAAAUGGAUUAGUCCCAACACUUUGGCUUUGGUCACUGAGAGUUCGGUGUAUCAUUGGUCUAUGGAAGGGGAUUCUCAGCCGGUUAAGAUGUUUGAUAGACACGCCUCCCUAAACGGUUGCCAAAUCAUUAAUUACCGCACCGAUGCUAAACAGAAUUGGUUACUGUUGGUGGGAAUCAGCGCGCAACAAUCCAGGGUUGUAGGUGCAAUGCAAUUGUACUCUGUGGAGCGAAAAUGCUCUCAGCCUAUUGAGGGUCACGCCGCUUCAUUUGCCACUUUUAAAAUGGAGGGAAAUCCCGAACCGUCGACCCUCUUCUCGUUCGCUGUCAGGAAUUUACAGGGCGGAAAGUUGCAUAUUAUUGAGGUGGGUCAAAGUCCGCCCGGUAACCAGCCCUUCCCCAAGAAAACCGUCGACGUGUUCUUCCCGCAGGAGGCGCAAAACGACUUCCCGGUGGCCAUGCAGGUCUCCACCAAAUACGACGUCAUUUAUCUGAUCACGAAAUACGGUUACAUUCACAUGUACGACAUCGAGAGCGGCGUUUGCAUUUACAUGAACCGGAUUUCUAGCGAGACCAUUUUCGUUACCGCCCCCCACGAAAGUACCGGAGGAAUUAUCGGUGUCAAUAGGAGGGGGCAAGUAUUGUCAGUGUCCGUAGACGAAGACAGCAUAAUCCGUUACGUGAAUCAAGUCCUGCACAACCCGGACUUGGCCCUACGAUUGGCCGUCCGAAACAACUUGGCCGGAGCCGAAGAACUGUUCGUCAGCAAGUUCCAGAUGUUGUUCCAGAACGGGCAGUACACCGAAGCAGCUAAAGUAGCGGCGAAUGCCCCCAAAGGCAUUUUAAGGACCGCCGCGACGAUCCAGAUGUUCCAGCAAGUGCCCACUCAAGCGGGUCAAAACAGUCCGUUACUGCAAUAUUUCGGGAUUCUACUCGAUCAGGGACAGUUGAACAAGUUCGAGUCGUUGGAGUUGUGCAAACCGGUGUUGCUCCAAGGGCGCAAGCAGCUGCUGGAAAAAUGGAUCAAAGAGGAGAAGUUGGAGUGUUCCGAGGAAUUGGGGGAUUUGGUGAAGCAGGUCGAUCCCACGCUCGCACUUUCGGUUUAUUUGAGGGCGAACGUGCCCGCCAAGGUGAUCCAGAGUUUCGCCGAAACCGGACAAUUUCAGAAGAUCGUGUUGUAUGCCAAAAAGGUCUCUUAUACUCCGGACUAUAUAUUUUUGCUGAGACAAGUCAUGCGAACCAAUCCUGAGCAGGGUGCCGAAUUCGCCAGUAUGUUGGUCGCGGACGAGGAACCACUGGCGGACAUCAAUCAAAUAGUGGACAUUUUCAUGGAACAAAACAUGGUGCAACCGUGCACCUCGUUUCUACUCGACGCCCUCAAGAACAAUCGACCGACCGAAGGGCACCUGCAGACCCGAUUGCUCGAAAUGAAUCUGAUGUCCGCCCCGCAAGUGGCCGACGCCAUUUUGGGCAACAACAUGUUCACGCACUACGACCGCGCCCAUAUCGCGCAACUCUGCGAGAAGGCGGGUUUGUUACAGAGGGCGCUGGAACACUACACGGAUUUGUACGAUAUCAAGAGGGCGGUGGUGCACACGCAUUUGCUCACGGCCGAUUGGUUGGUCAGUUUCUUUGGGACGUUGAGUAUCGAGGACAGUUUGGAGUGUCUCAAGGCCAUGUUAACGGCCAACAUAAGACAAAACCUGCAAAUCUGCGUGCAAAUCGCCACCAAAUACCACGAACAAUUAACGACCAAAGCCCUCAUCGAUCUGUUCGAGAGUUUUAAGAGUUACGAGGGUCUCUUUUACUUUUUGGGCUCCAUAGUGAACUUCUCGCAGGACCAGGAGGUGCAUUUCAAGUACAUCCAGGCCGCUUGCAAAACCGGUCAAAUUAAGGAGGUGGAGAGGAUCUGCCGCGAGUCGAGCUGCUACAAUCCGGAGCGCGUGAAAAACUUCCUGAAAGAGGCGAAAUUGACCGACCAGUUGCCGCUGAUUAUCGUGUGCGACCGUUUCGACUUCGUGCACGACUUGGUCCUCUAUCUGUACCGGAACUCGUUGCAAAAGUAUAUAGAGAUUUACGUGCAAAAAGUGAACCCCAGUCGGUUGCCAGUGGUCGUCGGGGGUCUCCUGGACGUCGACUGUUCCGAAGACAUUAUAAAAAGUCUCAUCUUAGUUGUGAGAGGGCAAUUUUCCACCGACGAGCUGGUCGAGGAAGUGGAAAAGAGAAAUAGGUUAAAACUGCUGCUGCCCUGGUUGGAGAGCAGGGUGCACGAAGGGUGCGUCGAACCGGCCACUCAUAACGCUCUGGCUAAGAUUUAUAUCGAUUCGAACAAUAACGCCGAGAGGUUCUUAAAAGAGAAUCAGUGGUACGACUCGAGAGUGGUCGGGCGGUACUGCGAGAAACGCGACCCGCACCUCGCGUGCGUCGCCUACGAACGCGGACAGUGCGACCGCGAGUUGAUCGCAGUCUGCAACGAAAACUCUCUGUUCAAGAGCGAGGCGCGUUAUUUGGUACGCAGGAGGGACGCCGAACUGUGGGCCGAGGUGCUGCAAGAAUCGAACCCUUACAGGAGACAGUUGAUCGAUCAGGUGGUGCAGACCGCCCUGAGUGAGACCCAGGAUCCCGAAGAUAUUUCCGUAACGGUAAAAGCCUUCAUGACCGCCGACUUACCCAACGAGCUGAUCGAGCUCCUCGAAAAGAUCGUCCUGGACAGCUCGGUGUUCUCCGACCAUCGUAACCUGCAGAAUCUGCUCAUUCUCACGGCGAUAAAGGCGGACGCAACCCGCGUCAUGGACUACAUCAACCGUUUGGACAACUACGACGCCCCGGACAUCGCGAACAUCGCCAUCAACAAUCACCUGUACGAGGAGGCGUUCGCCAUUUUCAAGAAGUUCGACGUGAACACGUCCGCCAUUCAGGUGCUCAUUGAACAGGUGAACAAUUUGGAUCGAGCCUACGAGUUCGCCGAGCGCUGUAACGAACCGGCCGUUUGGAGUCAGUUGGCGAAGGCGCAACUCAAUCAGGGUCUGGUCAAGGAGGCGAUCGAUUCUUACAUUAAGGCGGACGAUCCGUCCGCUUAUAUGGCCGUCGUGGAGACCGCGGCGAAGAACGACAGUUGGGAGGAUCUGGUGCGGUAUUUGCAGAUGGCGCGCAAGAAGGCCCGGGAAAGUUACAUCGAAUCCGAAUUGAUCUACGCGUACGCCCGUACCGGACGCCUCGCCGAUCUGGAGGAGUUCAUCUCGGGACCGAACCACGCGGACAUCCAGAAGAUCGGCGACCGUUGCUUCGAGGAUAAAAUGUACGACGCGGCCAAGUUGCUCUACAACAACGUGUCGAAUUUCGCCCGUUUGGCGAUCACCCUGGUGCACCUCAGGGAGUUCCAGGGGGCGGUGGACAGCGCGCGGAAAGCGAACAGCACCAGGACGUGGAAGGAAGUUUGUUUCGCCUGCGUGGACGCGGAGGAGUUCCGGUUGGCGCAGAUGUGCGGCAUGCAUAUCGUGGUGCACGCGGACGAGCUGCAGGAUCUGAUCGAUUAUUAUCAGGAUCGGGGCUAUUUCGAGGAGCUCAUCGGUCUCCUGGAGGCCGCCUUGGGGUUAGAAAGGGCCCACAUGGGCAUGUUCACCGAACUCGCCAUCCUCUACUCCAAAUACAAACCGGCCAAGAUGCGCGAACAUUUGGAACUUUUCUGGUCCAGAGUCAACAUUCCCAAGGUAUUAAGAGCCGCCGAACAAGCCCACCUCUGGGCCGAGUUGGUCUUUUUAUACGACAAAUACGAGGAGUACGACAACGCGGUACUGUCGAUGAUGGCGCAUCCUACGGAGGCGUGGCGCGAGGGCCACUUUAAAGAUAUAAUCACCAAAGUGGCCAACAUCGAGCUUUACUACAAAGCGAUACAGUUUUAUUUGGAUUAUAAGCCGUUACUUUUGAAUGAUCUUUUGUUGGUUUUGGCACCCAGGAUGGACCAUACAAGGGCGGUAUCAUUCUUCACAAAAACCAACCAUCUUCAGCUAGUCAAAUCGUACCUAAGAUCCGUACAAAACUUGAACAAUAAGGCCAUUAACGACGCCCUAAACUCCCUUUUGAUCGAGGAGGAAGACUUCCAAGGCUUGAGAACGUCCAUUGACGCCUUCGAUAACUUCGAUAACAUCGGUUUGGCCCAGAAAUUGGAGAAACACGAAUUAACGGAGUUCAGGCGGAUCGCCGCUUAUUUAUAUAAAGGAAAUAACAGAUGGAAACAGAGCGUGGAACUGUGCAAAAAGGACCGAUUAUUCCGUGACGCGAUGGAGUAUACGGCGGAGAGCAGAAAUCAGGAGUUGGCCGAGGAGUUGUUGGCCUGGUUCUUGGAGAGGAAGGCCUACGAUUGCUUUUCGGCCUGUUUGUAUCAGUGUUACGAUUUACUCCGUCCGGACGUUAUAAUGGAACUGGCGUGGCGACACGGCAUCAUGGACUUUGCGAUGCCUUAUCUCAUCCAAGUAACCAGAGAAUUAACCACGAAAGUUGACAGGUUAGAAAAAUCGGACGCGGAACGUCAAACUGAGGCGGCCGAACAGGACGCGAAACAGCCGAUGAUGAUGCCCGAGCCCCAGUUGAUGUUGACGGCCGGACCUGGCAUGGGUAUCCCACCUCAAGGCUACGUCCCCCCGCAAGGGUUCGUGCCCCCGCAGGCCUUCGCCCCCCAAAUGCCGUAUCAGGGCGGGUACCCGGGGGCCAUGUAGGGCUCGGCCCGCUUCGUGGGCCCCUCACCCCAACACCACCAGCAGCGCCAUCGCAGAAAGGGAGGGUUUUUUUAAUUUAAUAACGAAUAGUGAACAAUUCAUUUAUGUUUUACCCUCUUCUCCCCCUACCUUCUUGUAUGAAUUAAUAAUUACGUACUGUUUAAGAACGAGAGGGUUCCAUAUUUAGAGAACUAUUACGAUUAUUGUUUUUGGUCUAUUCUAACUUAACCUCAAGUGCUUCUAUAUGUAGAACGUCGUGUAUAUUAGGGCGAGAGGGGAUUUGUUUUUGAGGCUCUCGUUCUAGUUUCAUUCAGAAUCCGCAUCCGCUUACAUGUACAGACUUGAAAGUGUAGAAGAAGAAUAAAAUCGUCCCUCCCUCAUCCCCUUUUUCAAUUAGGAAAAAAUUGUGUCACGGGGGUUCAGAUGUUUGUGUAAAUAUUACAGCACCACCCCUGUCGCUUUAUUGUUUAGAAUUUACGCGCCGCCCCCCCAUCGUAGGGUUAUCAUUGUGUUUUUUCAUCAUUCCUCUUUUUUUUUUAAUUAUUAUUAUUAUUAUUGGUUAUGUAUAUGAUUGUAUCGCUGUUUAUUAUUAACUUAUUCUUCGGUUCUAUUAAUAAUAUGAUUAUAAUGAAGUUGAACAUGUUGCUGGUCUUUACAUUCGUAGCUGUGUAGCGGUAAGAGUAGUUUUAAGUUAAAUGUUAUUCAAAUUAUGAUUAUUUAGUUAUUUUUCCUAUUGAUAAAAUUUUAAUGAGCUAUACAUAAUAAUUAAUAAAUAAACUUAUUAUUGAA